AUGCUCUUCAGCAUCAUCAUCUCUAUCGCCCUAGGCUGCUUGUUAUUGGCUUCCCCCAUCUCCGGAUCCAUCAAUGUGUGGCCCAUGCCAAGAAACUUCUCGUGGCCUCAGCCGCAGGCCAACCCCCUCUCCCCUAAUUUCAACAUCAUAUCCCCAGAUCAUCGCUACCUCUCCUCCGCUGCCAAACGCUACCAGCAUCUUAUUCUCACCGAGCACCACCUCCCCCUGGUGAACCCCUCCUCCUCCGUCCGCCUCAACACUUCUGCUCCGCCGCUUCUCAGCCUCGCCAUCACAGUUUCCGAUCUCACUGCUCCGCUUCACCAUGGUGUGGACGAGUCGUACACGCUUACGAUCCCCGCCGCCGGGGGAACCGCCCAUCUGAAGGCGCAGACCGCAUGGGGCGCCAUGAGGGGUCUCGAGACAUUGUCGCAGCUGGUGUGGGGGGAUCCGUCGCUUGUGGCCGUGGGGGUGUACGUGUGGGACUCCCCACUGUUCGGGCAUAGAGGGCUCAUGCUUGACACUUCUAGGAACUACUACGAAGUUGAGGAUUUGCUUAGGACCAUCGAGGCCAUGAGCGCCAAUAAGCUCAAUGUGUUCCAUUGGCACAUCACCGACUCCCAUUCUUUCCCGCUAGUCGUGCCUUCCGAGCCUGAAUUGGCCUCCAAAGGGUCCUAUGGAUCUAGUAUGCAGUACUCUCCCGCGGAUGUCACCAAGAUUGUCGAGUUUGGUUUGGAGCAUGGUGUCCGGGUUCUCCCGGAAAUCGACUCACCUGGCCAUACAGGAUCAUGGGCUGCAGCCUAUCCCGAUAUAGUAUCAUGUGCAAAUAUGUUCUGGUGGCCAGCAGGAGCUGACUGGGGUGACCGACUCGCGUCCGAACCAGGAACAGGACAUCUAAAUCCUUUGAACCCCAUGACCUAUCAAGUACUCAAAAACGUUAUACAUGAUGUGGCGACAUUAUUCCCUGAACCAUUUUACCAUGCGGGUGCUGAUGAGAUCGUACCAGGUUGUUGGAAAGCGGAUCCAACCAUUCAAUCCUUCUUAUCUAAGGGAGGAACUCUUAGUCAGCUACUUGAGCUUUUUGUCAAUUCCACAUUCCCUUACAUUGUAUCUCAUAACAAGACAGUGGUAUACUGGGAAGACGUGUUACUAGAUGAUAACAUUAAGGUGCAAUCAUCAGUUCUUCCUCGAGAGAGUACCAUCCUACAGACAUGGAACAAUGGACACAACAACACUAAACGAAUUGUGUCUUCUGGGUACCGUACAAUUGUGUCAUCCUCAGAUUUCUACUACUUGGAUUGUGGUCACGGUGACUUUCUUGGAAACGAUAGCAUGUACGAUCAACAAACUCCUAGUCAUGACACAAAAAAUGGAGGGUCAUGGUGCGGGCCUUUCAAAACAUGGCAAACCAUAUAUAAUUAUGAUAUUACAUAUGGUCUAACUGAGGAUGAGGCUAAAUUGGUAUUAGGUGGAGAGGUGGCGCUUUGGUCUGAGCAAGCGGAUCCAACAGUUUUGGAUGCACGAAUUUGGCCACGAGCUUCAGCAAUGGCAGAGUCAUUGUGGUCAGGUAACCGGGAUGAUAAAGGUAUGAAGAGAUUUGGAGAGGCAACUGAUCGCUUCAAUGAAUGGAGGAGUAGAAUUGUCGCUAGAGGUGUCAGAGCUGAACCUAUUCAGCCACUUUGGUGUAUUAGGAACCCAGGGAUGUGCAACACAGUUAAUGUGGCUUGA
This is a messenger RNA of Fragaria vesca subsp. vesca, 1725 nucleotides long. RefSeq names its product beta-hexosaminidase 2-like. The coding region runs from base 1 to 1725 and encodes 574 amino acids. Lineage: Eukaryota; Viridiplantae; Streptophyta; Magnoliopsida; Rosales; Rosaceae. The record is from RefSeq and is a predicted model, not a curated record. Gene Ontology annotation, cellular component: membrane. Gene Ontology annotation, biological process: glycosaminoglycan metabolic process; carbohydrate metabolic process. The transcript is spliced from 2 exons. Gene Ontology annotation, molecular function: beta-N-acetylhexosaminidase activity.